This is a messenger RNA of Xylona heveae TC161, 732 nucleotides long. RefSeq lists its product as hypothetical. NCBI's taxonomy places the organism in Eukaryota, Fungi, Ascomycota, Xylonomycetes, Xylonales, Xylonaceae. The record is from RefSeq and is a predicted model, not a curated record. Bases 1 to 732 code for a protein of 243 amino acids. The transcript is spliced from 19 exons.
AUGGCUCCUAAAUACACAACUUAUACAAUCAUACUAGAGUGGCAGAAAACAAGCCAGAAAAUGAUGAAAGCAAUAACAAGUAACAAGAGAGUACUAAAGAAGCUAAUUUCUUGGAAGCAAUUAAACAUGACUGCUAAAGGUACAUUUCUGAAUAUAAGUAAUCCUUUUUGUAUAAAAGCCACAUCUAAAGCUAUCUCAUGGCUAAGCAUUAAGGUACUUGUUAGACAAGUUACUUCUCCUGUACUAUUCUUAGAACCACUGUUGCUUAGUGUCAAACACUAUACAAAGAACCUUGACAAACUUCAAAAUAGUAUAUCUAUUGUUAUAUCUAUUAAAAUUUACCAAAUAGUUACCAUGUCUGUACUACCAAAAAGAAAGCAUGGCCACAAGGACAAGCAGCCCAUUAAACUAAAGAAAAAAACUCAGGAGGUAUACAUUGAGGCAGCCAUAGCUAAGCUAAUGAAGGACAAAUACAAUAAAGGUAACUUUAUUAAAGACACCCAAAUGGUAGCAAGAAAGAUGAAGGAGUCAAAAGAGCUUGAAGAGAAGCUAGCAGCCAUGGAUCUAGAGGCAGAAACAAUCAGACUUGACAGCCAGCAACAACAAGAGUGGCUUGGCAAAUAUGCAAGGAGUGCCUUCCUAGCACAGGCUGGCUCUAUUAAUGCUAAGCAUGAAAUGAGCAUCUUUAAUGGUAGUAUUGUAAAUCAGACCUACAUGGAUCUAAAGACAUAG